AAUAAAAUAAAACAAAGGGUAAGAGAGUAAGUUGCAAGCAAAAAUUACAGAUCUGACUUGAAACUGCAACAGAGAGAGGGCUUUAUAGCAGGCAGUAGCAGCAGAUCCAAAGCUCCCAACAGAUCACCGCGACUAUCAUCGAUCACUUGAAAAAUCUAGUACAGUUUCGGAUGAUUCAUUCGGCAAGUGAUGUGAAGGUUUACAGGAUUCAGUUAUAGGGUCGAUAACCCAGUAGUUACUUGUUCACAUCUAUGUUUGGAGGUAAUGUAAGUCCUGCUAACAGUCCUCAUCUACGAAAGUCUACAAGCAGAUCUAGGGUCUUUGAUUUGGGUGCUGGUGACCUGGGCAGUAGUGCAGAAGAAAAUUUCUUGCAAUCAGUAGAAUCAGAUGAGAUGAAGGGUGUAACGACACCAUUGACUACUGUGGCAAUAAUGCCUUCUCCAAUUUUACUCUGGAGACUUAAGGUGUUAUUGUUUGUCAUAUGGGGAUUCAUUUGCUGUAAGGUCGGAUGGGGUUCUGUUAUGAGAAUGAGUGCUGACCUGCGGGACCUGUUUUUAUAUGAGGCCUUCUUAUAUUACAAUCCUCUACUUCUUGUGACUUUGAUGGUUUGGCUUUGGGGAAUAAACUUGUGGGUCUUUUUCCAAGCCAAUAUUAGUUAUGCUACGAUUUUUGAGCUUGAUCAGUAUCACCUUACCCACAGGGAAAUAUGGAAGUGUGCAACCUGGAUGACAAUCAUUGUUCCUACUAGCAUGACAGCUUAUCUUUAUCUGUAUUCGCAUGGAGAAGUUCCAUUGGCUGCAUUCCAACCAGUGCUCUUGUAUUCUGCUGUUGCGAUGAUUAUCAUAUUUCCAUUUGAUAUCUUCUAUUUGUCAUCUCGCUACUUCCUGUUGAGGACUCUCUGGCGUAUAGUGUUUCCAUUGCAGGCAAUUACAUUCCCUGACUUUUUCGUGGCUGAUAUAUUCACCUCUAUGUCAAAGGUUUUCUCAGAUUUGGAGCGAUCAGUUUGUAGGAUGGUUCAUCGACAGGUUGCUACCAUUGCAUGGUUUGAAGCGGACUCUGUUUGUGGCAGCCACUCCGUCGCAAUCCCUAUAGUUCUUGUUUUGCCUUACAUCUUUCGUCUAUUUCAAUGUCUUCGGCAAUACAAAGAUACUGGGGAGAAAACCACUUUAUUGAAUGCUUUGAAAUACUCGACAGCAGUACCAGUUAUUUUCCUUUCAGCCCUCAAGUACCAUGUCUUGCCUGAUCAGUGGACAAACAUAUAUCGCCCUUUAUGGCUUUUGUCAAGUGUUUUGAACUCUUCUUAUUCUUUUUACUGGGAUGUAAACAGAGACUGGGACAUGAGUGGGUUCACUCGGAUCUUCAAAUUUAGCAAACUGCAUUUCUUCUCCCACAUGUUAUAUGGAAGGAAAUGGGUUUACUUUUGGGUAUUAAGUAGCAAUCUAAUUUUGCGUUGCACUUGGACCUACAAAUUAUCGGCCCAUCUUCGUCAUAACUACCUUACAGUCUUUGCAAUAACUGCAUUGGAGAUUUUCCGGAGGUUCCAGUGGGUAUUCUUUCGAGUUGAGAAAGAGGUUAACAAAAUGAAUACAAAGCAGAAUAUUCAGCUCUCCACAAUUGACAAGUCUACAGAGGAAGAUGCAUUACUCUUAAGUGAUCAUAAUGUAUAAUUUAACUAUUAAUGGACAAACACCAACUACGACCUCCAAAAGCUUUGCUUAUUAUUCUUAUGAGUUCUCAUACAAUCAAAUCAUUUAUUCCUGUUUCUAUUUAUAGUAUAGCAUAUAGGUUGAUGGGAUUCAACAUAUUCAUGUCCACACACCGGAAAAUUACAAUUUGGUAUCAAUUUUGGUUAUUUCC
Molecule: messenger RNA, 1857 nt
Organism: Daucus carota subsp. sativus
Lineage: Eukaryota; Viridiplantae; Streptophyta; Magnoliopsida; Apiales; Apiaceae
Exons: 15
Coding region: 252-1667 (471 amino acids)
Cellular component (GO): cytoplasm; membrane
Source: RefSeq, a predicted model, not a curated record